AUGAGUUCAGAGAGAGCAUUAUUUUUGCCUUCCAGAGAGGGAUCUCAGAGCAGUUCAGCAAAAUGGUCACCACCAGAGAACUACAAAAGGCGCGUAGCAGCUUUUGAGGCUAAGCAAAACCAGCCAAAAGGGCAGCAGAAGGCAGCUGUGAAACCAUGCCAAGCAGGCUCUGGAUACGAAGGACUUUCAAAAAAGGAUAGAGCUAUUGCAGAGAGACUGGAGAGACUCAGGGAAGAAAGGAAACCCAAGUCCAUCCCUUCUGAGGCCGAGAUCGAAGCGAGGCUGGCUGCGCUGAAGGAAGGCUGCCGGGGGCCUGUUCCAUCCACGCAGGAAAUGGAGGACCAUUUGGCUGUGCUGCAAGGGAGAGUCCCCCCUUCCCAGGCUCCCAGAGCAGUGCACCAACCCCCUGAUACCAGAAACCUCACCCAGCAGACAGAUGACCUGUUAACUCAGCUGGCUGAAGAAAUUGCUAUUGAUGAACGUUACACUCCAGGAGUCCAGCCUCAAGCUGCUAACAGGCAAACGUUGAAUGAUCUCAGUCGGGAAAGCGAAGGUGGGGUUUGCCCUGCAAGUCUGGAUCUAAAACAGCUAGAAGAGGAGAAGAAUAAACUUCUGGCAGAGGCUGCUUCUGAACUGCGGGAAGAGAACACUAGGCAAGAGAAGAUCCUAGAAGUUGCCAAGAGAUUGGCAGCACUUAGAGGCCAAGACCCAGAGAAAGUUACUUUGGAAAACUAUAAUCUUCCUGACAGUGAUGAGGAAGUGGAUGAAGAGGAGGUCAUUCGGAGAGUGCUGAAACAGCUUACAGAGGAAGCAGCCUUGGAUGAAGCAAGUGGCUUCAAUAUUCCUCCAGAUGAGAAGACCCAGCCAGGAUCCCUGCAACAGAACCUACCUAAAAAAGCAAAGCAAAAGAGCCAGGCUUCGGUCGCUGUGGCGCUUCCCAGCUCAGACGACAGUGAUGAGGAGUUACCCUGGUGCUGUAUCUGCAAUGAAGAUGCCGCUUUGCGCUGCCACGGCUGUGACGGGGACCUCUACUGCCAGCGGUGCUUUCGAGAAGGCCAUGAUGAGUUUGACCUGAAGGACCACCACACCUCCUGCUAUCAUCUUCCUUGCAAGCAGAAGUGA
Molecule: messenger RNA, 1122 nt
Organism: Tinamus guttatus (white-throated tinamou)
Lineage: Eukaryota; Metazoa; Chordata; Aves; Tinamiformes; Tinamidae
Source: RefSeq, a predicted model, not a curated record